This is a messenger RNA of Linum trigynum, 1229 nucleotides long. NCBI's taxonomy places the organism in Eukaryota, Viridiplantae, Streptophyta, Magnoliopsida, Malpighiales, Linaceae. The record is from the annotation of a GenBank genome assembly.
UAGGAAUGAAUGCAAGAGUAGCGGAUUUGAUUGAUGCUCCUAGUCGAACUUGGCGAAGUAUCUACUACAACAACACUUCCAGCCUAUUGACAGGGAACGAAUUAAAGCCAUACCUAUCCUAGCAAGACCUAGAGCAGAUAGUUGGUGUUGGGGGAAGAGCAAAACAGGACUCUACACAGUCAAAACCGCAUAUCACUAUUGGAGAGUGAAAAGGAUGAAUGGGAGUCCAGAACAAUAUGAACCAAUCGAUUGGUCCAGAUUGUGGCACUUGCAACUGCCCCCAAAGGUAAGGGUGUUUGUAUGGAGAUGGGGCUCUAACAUAUUACCUACAGGCGGCAACCUAGCUAAGCGCAUCCCAGAAGUAAGUGAUGAAUGCCCCUUUUGUGGACUAGUAGAAACCCAGGAGCAUAUAACCAGAGAUUGUGACUGGGCGGGCAGAAUAUGGAGGCCUAGCUACCUAAACAAACUGUUCAGCAUGGGGGAAGAUCAGAAUUGUGUGAGCUGGAUUUGUGAAUUACUUGAUCAAGCAAAGGACGAAGAAAUCUGUGAAUUCUUGAUUACGGUGUGGUUCAUUUGGAAAGAAAGGAACAAUCACCAAUUCAAUAAUCGAAAGUUGGAGGAGUGGGAGGUGGUGGAGAGAGCUCAACUUUACCUGGAAGAAUACCGGCGAGCUCAAGAUCGGGAUCUGCAGCCGGCGAGGUCGAAUCGGAGAUACAAGUGGGAAAAGCCGACGAUGGGAUACAAGGCGAAUGUUGAUGCCAGUGUGCUGAAAAAUGGGGGAACUGGAGUCGGAAUGGUGGUUCGCGAUAAGGAGAGGAAAUUUGUGAUGGCAGUUGUACGAAGGACUCGGGUCACCUGGCAGCCUGAGAUAGCGGAAGCAUAGGCAUUGUUGUGGGGAUUGAAACUCAUACAGCAGCACCAAUUGUACCCAGCAAUGAUGGAAACGGAUUGCCUAAGUCUGAUCUACAAAUUGCAGGGGAAGGAGGAGAUUAAUCUGGAAAUAGGUACACUGCGUGGAGAGAUAAGGGAGAAGGCUCAGGGCAAGGAGAUUCAGUGGCGUUUUUGGGGCUGGGAAGGAAAUGAAUCAGCCCACCAAAUGGCCCGAGUCAAUUGUAGAUGGGAAGAAAUCGAGGUCUGGUUUGACCGGCCACCAAUUUUCCUUUUACCUCAAUUGUUGAAGGACUGUAAUGCUUAUGCAACACAUGAUUAAAUAAAAAGCAUAUAGGCAU